AUGGGUCGUUCGUUUGUCCGCUCGUUUAUAUCCAGUUUUGGAGGGAGGAACAAUGGUUCGAGUAAAGAAAGCAGAAAGUCGUCGAGCGACGUUACGCCCGUGACCGACGUAACUCCAACCGAUUCACCACCUCGAUGGCAAACACCCCCCGAAACCCCAUCCCCUCCGGCCGAAUCAUCGCCUAUGAGCUCUGGACCAAGAGUUGGAGCUAGCUCUCGACCGGCAUCUAUGAUCUUUUCGUGCAACCCACCUUUCAUGCAGCAUGCAGAGGAUACCCCGCCGGAACUGUCGCCAAUCUUUUCAUUUCUCAAUAUCCACACGAGCAAGGUCUACCAGGAAGGAUACUUCCUGAAACUUAAUGAUUUGGAUACUUACGGACGGCCUUCUGGCGAUCGACAGUGGGUCGAAUGCUACGCACAACUAGUAGGAACCGUUCUUUCACUAUGGGAUGGCGCUGCGCUGGACGCAGCAGGGGGAGAAGAGAUCCCGGCGACAUUUAUCAAUUUGGCCGAUGCAUCACUCAAGAUGCUUGAAGUCCUUCCUAUCCGAGAUGGCAAUAAUCCGCCAUUGAAGAACGUACUCAGCGUUUCCUCGGCAGGCAAAAAUCGAUACCUCUUGCAUUUCAACUCAUUCCACUCCCUGACCCAAUGGACUGCGGCGAUUCGUCUCUCGAUGUAUGAACACACAUCUUUAUACGAAGCCUACACUGGCUCUUUGAUUGCAGCGAAGGGAAGGACUCUCAAUGGAAUCAACUCAAUCUUGGUACCUACCAAAUUCAAGUAUCAAGACUGGGCGCGCGUCCGAUUUGGCGCAGGAACUCCUUGGAGACGGUGCUGGUUUGUGAUCAGUCCGCCAGAUGAAAAAGAGCUCCAGAAGGCGCGGAAGAUGAUGAAGAAAUCGGCAUAUGACCGUUUGUCUAUCCCUGUCACCGGAAAUAUCAAAUUUUAUGAGACGAAGAAGACGAAGAAGGCGGUUCCCAUUGCAACGGUUACGCAUGUUUACUCGGCAUAUGCCGUUUAUCCGCAAUCUAAGGCUUUGAUUGAUGCAUCCACCCUGGUGAAGUUGGAAGGACGGAUCACCACCCAUAAGCCUGAGUCUUCCUCGGAAGGACUUGUCUUCGUCAUGCCCGAGCCGCAUGCCGCUGUUUCUGGAUUCGAGAUGAUGCUCCGCUUCCUUUUCCCGACAUUUGACACCUUCAAUCUUUAUGGCCGCCCUACUCGUCUAGUGGCAGAUACUAAUCACAUCAAAAGCAUCAUGUUUGCAUUCCCCAAGGAGCGGCGUUAUGGCUAUCUGGACGUAUUGGAUAUUUCCAGUCUCCUUCAAACCCCGGGAAGCCAAGAGUGGAGCGAAGCUCAGUGGAGAAAACAGCUCAAAGAAGCAACACAGCGCCGAAUUUCAUCUGGCAGAAGCAGGACUAAUAGUAUCAACAGCACGAGACCUCGCUAUCGCUCUGCAUCUGCACGCCACAGUGAUAUUCCUAUGGACUCUGCUCGCCGCCAGUUUGCUGCUCUUGAGAGCAAACCCGAAUUCAACCACUCUACUGAAGCUAUCAUCCAUGAAGUCCCUACGGGCGAUAGCUCGCCUAUUGUGUAUCACAACCGCGGACUGUCUGACAGCCCGGGCUUUGCCGGUUCUAGGCCGAGGCAUGGAUCUUUGGUUGAGAGCUCACCUGAUUCAUCUUAUCAAGAUCUGGCAUACCGUGGUUUACCAGCAGUGGCACCCAUCUCCGAGAGUGUCAGUUCUGAAAGCGACCCAAAUCUCGACCGUUACCAUGGUCCGCCAGUUGGAGAGCAGCUUCCCCCACACACCCCUCCUGCUCCCGUUGCAAACCCACCCGCAUUUUCGCACGGACCCAAAGAGAUGCCCACUAAUCGGCCAGAGGCGUCUUCGGAGCAAAGGCUAGCAAACAACCGGAUGUCUCACGCGACCCUUUCUCAACUCACAUCGGUUGGGACGAUGGGGCUGAGCGUGGCAGCCGCCGGUGCCGCCUGGAAAGGCCAUCAGGCACAGACCACGAAUGACCAACAACCCCAGGGCAACCGCAUCAAUCCCGGCCCUACUGUGUUUGCAAACUCUCUUGCAAAUUCAUCAAGUGAUGAGGAUAUCGCUCUUGCAUUCCCAGUUCGACCUCCCCCAGUUCUGGAGCAUCGUCCGAACACACCUAGUACCACUGGCAGCCCGUCGCCUCAGCGAGGUUCUCCUCUGCGAAACUCUCAACGGGCGCCAAUCGAUUCCACCAGGUCUGUGCGACGCAAGCCGCUUCCCCAGCAAGUCCUUUUUGGAACAGAGUCACAGUCAGUAGGCGAACCGAGCUAUGAUGAUCUUCGUCAUACCCUUGACGAAGAUGUGCUGAAUCAAAUCGCCCCCCAUCUGCCAUCCCCAAUUUCGUCUACUGGAAACAGAAACGGAACUGAGGAAGAGAGUGUUUAUGAUGAUGCAUCAACAGUUUCACCUGACUAUGCUAGCACCCAUGGCUCCGUGUACAGCAAGAAAUCUACCAAGUCUACCAAGCCCAGAAUGGGUGUCAUGAAGACUGUUGGAGUUCCAGUACCCAAAGACUUCGUCAUUGGCGAUACUCGUUAUGCUACAGAGAAGGCCCCGACUUCGAACCCCGAUAUUCCUACAGUUGAUUUCGGCCCAACUAUGACCUACAUGCCUACUACCGGACGCCCAACCACAUCAGACACUCUGAAGAAGCACCAACGGAACGAGUCAUCUGGAACUAAGUUCACAGUUGAUCAAGCUAAUGCCCGGCCGUCCAGCCGGGAGGAAUAUCGACGGAGCAUGCUGUGGCAACCUGGAAUGGCUUUCGGUCGCCCUGUCACUCCCGGUGGAGGUCUCACUCCGGAGCAGUAUGUGCAGCAACGAGCCGCACCCAGCCCACCAGCACAGUUCCACAACCGCACUCCUUCCAAUCCCAUGUCGGUGCACCGUCCUGUAUCUGGCGACUGGACGCAAUAUGCCCGUCCCAAUUCCCCAAUGAACGCUCAGCAAAGUCCCAAUCACCGACCUUCGUCUCGGGGUGCCCAGAGUAUGCUCAAUCACAACGAUGCUUCGACCCAGCUCUCCGCUCGUGAGCAGGAGCAUGUUGCCCGCAUGACUGGUUCUUCGUUCUUCAACAUGUCAACUGACAACCGGAAACAGCAGGCGCCUGUGAAUCCUAUGGGUCUGGUCUCGCACAUUGACGCCCGGGAGCGCGAGAAGCAACUAAUGAGGGAAGGGAUGUCUAAUCAUGCGGUUCAACAGGCCAUCGCCCAUCGUCAGCAACAUAUGAUGCAGCAACCUAUGUCAUCCCAGUACACAAUGCAGCAGUUCGCCCCUCAACAAAUGCAUCAUCAACAGGCUGGAUCUGUCUAUCCAUCUCAACAUGGCCAUCACGCGUCCAUGUAUAACAUUCCGGGAGCUAGUCACACAUGGGAUGCCCUCAACCAGGUGAACCCAGUGGAUGAGCCCCGCCGAUCUUCCUGGUACGGACAGCUUGCUGCCCAAGCCCCUCAAACUCCGCCCUAUCAGCCAAGCCAGCCCUAUACCCAAGAACCCAGGUACUACAGCUAUGCUCAGUAA
Molecule: messenger RNA, 3564 nt
Organism: Penicillium paradoxum
Lineage: Eukaryota; Fungi; Ascomycota; Eurotiomycetes; Eurotiales; Aspergillaceae
Exons: 4
Coding region: 1-3564 (1187 amino acids)
Source: RefSeq, a predicted model, not a curated record